Molecule: messenger RNA, 2973 nt
Organism: Eupeodes corollae
Lineage: Eukaryota; Metazoa; Arthropoda; Insecta; Diptera; Syrphidae
Gene: zf30C
Product: zinc finger protein 665
Exons: 6
Coding region: 265-2868 (867 amino acids)
Biological process (GO): regulation of transcription by RNA polymerase II
Cellular component (GO): nucleus
Molecular function (GO): RNA polymerase II transcription regulatory region sequence-specific DNA binding; DNA-binding transcription factor activity, RNA polymerase II-specific
Source: RefSeq, a predicted model, not a curated record
GUGUAGAGUAGUGUUUCAUUUUUUCAAUUCAAUGUUCUUAUAUUUUUAAUAAAAUUAUUUUUCACAGUGCGGUUUGUUUACAAAAACAAAAGAAUGUAUAAAUAAAAUCCCACAUAAAUUCUUGAGUAGAUAAUAAACAAACAUUUUUUCUCCUGCUUUUCGAUGACAGACUUCGAAGUUAUGAAUGAAAAUUAAAAAUCUGAAAAAAGAAACUAUCAAGUGAAAAUCAAGAAAUUUUUUGUAUGCAAUAAUAUCCAAUUUAAAAUGAGUGAAGUUCCAUUGGUGGGUGGAAAUAGAAAGCAGAAUGAUGUUCCUAGCAUCUCUUCGACAAUGAUGGUCCAAAUAACAACCGACAAGAGCGGACCAAAGCUAGUUUGUCCUGUAUGCGACAAAGCCCUUGUCUCCCUCAACGGCUAUGUAAAACACAUGAAGAAACAUGAACCACCUGGUGGUUAUUUAUGUAACUAUUGUGAUGACCGUUUUUGUCUCGAAGAUCACCUCAAGAAACACAAAGAUGAAAAACAUAAAAUUCUAGCAUGUCAAAUUUGCCAUGAGACUUUUGAUUCACCGCAGGAUUAUCGCAAUCACAUACAAGACAUCCAUAAAGGUGUCGAUCGUCGAAUGAUUAAAUGUGAAAAAUGUGGCAUGGAAUUUAAGACAGCUCAAGCUGCCAAGCGACACAACGAGACUCAAUGUGGUCAAAUCAAGCCACAUCCCUGUGAUCAAUGCAAAAUGGCCUUUUAUACGAAAUAUAAUUUGGCAGAACAUAAAAAGAUCCACAGUGGAGAGAAGAAGUUCUGUUGUAGCUAUUGUGGGAAGAGUUUUAUGAGUAAUGGAAGAUUGGUUAUACACGAGAGGAGUCAUACCGGUGAGAAGCCCUAUAAGUGCGAUGUUUGUGGCAAAUGCUUUGCUCAUCGUGAAAGUAUCGUAACUCAUUCCUCAAUCCACACUGGAGUUAAGCUCGUUGUUUGUAAGUGCUGUGGCUCAAGAUUUUCCUGUCAUUCGAACCUUAUCAAACACAGACGGACAAGACCCGAUACAUGUGGCCUGCCGAUUUAUAAUUCCACCAAAGAAACAAAACGAAAUGGAAACUCAAGAAUCCCUCCAUGUCUGAUGUCUUCUGAGAUAAAAAUUGUACGAGCCAGCAAAGUGAUUAAGCCCAAGGAUGAGCAGCAGAAAAAAACGAAGCCUGUAAAUUCAAAUGAAGGUCAAAAAAAGCCAAAAGCUUCCAAGCACAAGGGAAGAUCCAAAAAAGUCGUCAAAUCUGGUUCAGAAGAUGACGACACUGGCGAAGAUGAUAGCGAUGACAAUGAAAUCAUCGUAGCUAGACCAAGACGUAGUCUUCGUUCAAAUGAACCACCUCCAGUUGAAGAAAUCGAUACUAAACCACCAGAAUCCUCAUCUAAGGACUUCGAUUCUGACAACUAUAGCGAUGAUCCACUUUUUGAUAGUCCAAUGCACUCAGUUGAUGAUUCAUCGGAUAGUGACAAACCCAAAGUCAAACCAGAGCCUCUGGACAAAAAUCCAGUUGAAAUAGUUGAUCGUAGUUGUAGUCCAGUUAAAAGCGAAGAAGAUCAAAAGACCGAGGAUUUCUUCGACCAAAAGGAGGAAAUCCUCGAUAAGUUUCUAGCCGAAAGCACAGUAGAUGUUAAAUAUGAACCUUUAGUUGAAAUUAAAGAAGAAUCAGAGGAUGUGAAGAAAGAUGAGAUUCCACCGCCUGCGGCGGGUCAAGUCGUCGUCGUUAAUGAAACUGACAAACAAAAUGAAAACGAAAAGAAAUCUCCGUCAAAGAGAACACGACGAACGAAGUCGAGCAUUGUUCCUUCCGAAGCCUCAGUCGAAGAAAAGAAAAACGACGAUGAAGACGAAUCUGAACAACCUAAAAAGAGACGCCAGCGUUCGGCGUUGCGUAAGAAACUUCGUUUUUUCAAAAAGGAACGAGUCUAUGAAUGCAAAUUCUGUGCAAAGGUGUACCACAUAAAGAAACCCUACGAGAAACAUCUCCGGACUCUGCAUAAACAAACCGAUGCUGAUCUGCGUGAUUUGUUUAAGGAUGAGGAUAAUGACAUUCCUGAUGAAUACGUGCAUCGUUGUCCGAUUUGUUCGAAAAUCUAUCUUAUGGCUAAACGACUAACGACUCACAUCACUUUCCAUGGUCCCGAUGGAAGUUUAAUUCAUAAAUGCCCUGGCUAUUGCAAUUUAUACUUCCGCACAAAAGAAGAAGCUCUCGAACAUGCCAGGGGAGCUCAUAAGGAAUGUUUUUAUUGUAACAUCUGCGAUAAGUACUCACAAUCACCAGAUGCUCUUAAAAUUCACAAACGAACACAUUUCGAACAAAGGAGACAAGCAAGUCGUAAUUUGAUUUGUGACAAAUGUGGCAAGUCAUUUGCAAGUCGAACAUCUCUCAAUGAUCAUUCGAGAUCGAAUUGUGGAAAAGAUCCUCUGUAUCGAUGUGAUAUAUGUGAUAAGAGAUUUAGUACCGCAGGAAUUUUAAAGACACAUUCUUUAUUGCACAAAGAUGAACAACCUUAUGCGUGUGAUAAGUGCGGAAAGAGGUUUAAAAUUAAAGCCCAAUAUAAGACUCACAUUAAGAUGAAACACACAGAUAACAAACCUUUCAAGUGUGAUCUUUGUCCGAAAGCAUAUCCCUAUCGGGAGAGCCUUCUAACGCACAUGACUGUUCAUACAGGACUCAAACGAUACUCUUGCAAUGGAUGCAGUAAACGAUUUACUUGUAUUUCGAAUCUUCAAGCCCAUCGCAAAGUUUAUGCUGAUACUUGUGGCUUACAGCCGUUAAAUUCAAAACCAAGCACUUAUUUGGGAGUGCAGAAAGGCCAGCUUUUGAUGGGAACAAAACCUUCCUAUUAGAUAGGUUAUUAAUAAAAAAAAGACUUAGGAUAAGAUUUUUUUUUUUAUUUGUAUUUAAAAAAGUAUUUUUUUUUGUUUUUGAAUAAAAAAUCUAUUUAAGCACGA